Messenger RNA from Pistacia vera, 1095 nucleotides. Its product is annotated as myb-related protein 308-like. The record is from RefSeq and is a predicted model, not a curated record. The transcript has 2 exons. Bases 161 to 1066 code for a protein of 301 amino acids. Lineage: Eukaryota; Viridiplantae; Streptophyta; Magnoliopsida; Sapindales; Anacardiaceae.
CGAACAUCAAGUAACAGUUCAUAAUCUAACUUACGCGUAUAAGACUAUUUCAGCAUCAUUCUCGCGAGACUUCAUUGUGACCUUUAAAUGUGGGAAACUGCUGUAGUCGUUAGAGUUCAAUACAAUUCUCCUCAGCUUAGCUAGUAGCUGGGAAAGAAAAAUGGGAAGGGCACCGUGUUGCUCUAAGGUUGGUUUGCGUACAGGUCCAUGGAGUCCGAAAGAAGAUAGUGUGCUAACUAAUUAUAUUCGGGCAAAUGGUGAAGGCGAUUGGAGAAAUUUGCCCAAAAAAGCCGGGCUACUUCGAUGUGGGAAGAGUUGCAGGCUGAGAUGGUUGAAUUAUCUGCGACCGGAUAUCAAACGAGGGAACAUUUCAUCUGAUGAGGAGGACCUUAUCAUCAGGCUUCAUUCUCUUCUUGGCAAUCGUUGGUCUCUCAUUGCUAAAAGACUACCUGGUCGAACUGACAAUGAGAUUAAAAACUACUGGAAUUCCCAUAUUAGCAGGAAAGUGAAAACAGGUAGUAGAGUAACUCAACCAAAAGCAUCAAGAGUGGGAAAGAAGAAGAGCCAGUUCACCAAUGUAAAGAAACUUGAGAAGAAGAGUACGGACAGUUCAAAAGCAGAGACUACAAACACCAAAAUAUAUCUCCCCAAGGCCGUUAAGGUUUCCCCAUUCUCAGUGACAGUCAGAAACAUCGGUUUGGAUAACAAGGCUAGUGGGCUAUCAUCAUCGGGCCAUGAAGAAGAAGGAAAUAACAUUGUAACACCAAAUAAUACGGAAGAAGUGCCAUGGAAUAUUCAUUCCCCAUUGUGGCCUGAUCUUUUUCAGGAAGAAGCUGUGAAUUACGAAGGAUGUAGUCUUGAUAAUGCAUGUGAUAGUUCAUUCCUAGACUCCGUACCAAUUGAAGAUAACAUGCUAGAUAAAGUUGUUGAGGAGUAUCAGCAGCUUCUGAACGUCGAUGACAGCGUCCAAUUUGAUUCUUUUUUUUUGUGUGAUUGUUUCCUAAGAUUUAGGAGCAGUUACAUAAUAAGUAUCAUUUGCAAGUUUAUAUACCUUCCCCGUUUGUAAUAUUAUGGUAAGUAGAUGUUAGAGUGUCA